This is a messenger RNA of Scedosporium apiospermum, 1374 nucleotides long. RefSeq names its product Casein kinase I-like protein 1. NCBI's taxonomy places the organism in Eukaryota, Fungi, Ascomycota, Sordariomycetes, Microascales, Microascaceae. The transcript is spliced from 4 exons. Gene Ontology annotation, biological process: signal transduction; peptidyl-serine phosphorylation; endocytosis. The coding region runs from base 1 to 1374 and encodes 457 amino acids. Gene Ontology annotation, molecular function: protein serine/threonine kinase activity; ATP binding. The record is from RefSeq and is a predicted model, not a curated record. Gene Ontology annotation, cellular component: nucleus; cytoplasm.
AUGGCAUCCUCAUCCUCAAAUGUCGUUGGUGUGCACUACCGAGUAGGCAAGAAGAUUGGAGAGGGAUCAUUUGGUGUUAUUUUCGAGGGUACAAAUCUGCUCAACAAUCAGCAAGUGGCGAUCAAAUUUGAACCCCGGAAGAGCGAUGCCCCCCAGCUUCGAGAUGAAUAUCGAACCUACAAGAUCCUCGUCGGAUGCCCCGGUAUCCCGAACGUUUACUACUUCGGCCAGGAAGGCCUCCACAAUAUUCUCGUCAUCGAUCUUCUCGGUCCCUCUCUCGAGGAUCUUUUCGACCGAUGCGGAAGGCGAUUCUCGAUCAAGACCGUCGUCAUGGUCGCCAAACAAAUGUUGUCGAGAGUGCAAACCAUCCACGAGAAGAACCUCAUCUACCGUGAUAUCAAGCCCGACAACUUCCUCGUUGGCCGCCCCAAGACCAAGGCAGCUAAUGUCAUCCACGUUGUCGAUUUCGGUAUGGCCAAGCAGUACCGCGACCCCAAGACGAAGCAGCACAUUCCCUAUCGCGAGCGAAAGUCCCUUUCGGGAACCGCUAGGUAUAUGAGUAUCAACACCCAUCUUGGACGAGAACAAUCGCGACGUGAUGAUCUUGAGGCCCUCGGCCACGUCUUCAUGUACUUCCUACGCGGAGGCCUGCCCUGGCAGGGCCUUAAAGCUGCUACGAACAAGCAGAAGUACGAGAAGAUCGGCGAGAAGAAGCAGACGACCGUGAUCAAGGAUCUCUGCGAGGGCUUCCCCGAGGAGUUCUCCAAAUACCUAACCUACGUGCGCAACCUCGGUUUCGAGGAUACCCCCGACUACGACUAUCUCCGUGACUUGUUCACUCAGGCCCUCCACAGCGUCGGCGAAGUCGAGGAUGGCGAAUACGACUGGGACAAGAUCCCUACCGAGUCGGGAAAGGGGUGGGACUCGGGGAAGCAUGGCCCCGGAUACCUGCACAACCCCAACGCCCGUCCCGGCCCUUCCCAGAUGGACCUUCACGGCAGCCGCCACGUAACAAACUCUACUCCCCACCAGCAAACCCAGAACCUCACUGUCGGCCGUUUAAACGCCGCGCAACCCCCCCCUCCUUCACCGAUCAAGCAGCUGAACAAGCCGAGAGAUCGGUCAAACGUCCCCGGCGGUCUAGCCGCGCCGAUGGGCAACGGGGUGGGGGGUCAUCACGGAAUGCCCACACCCAACGGCUCAACCCAGGCUCAGUUCCAGAACAGCACCCAGAACCUUCCACAGAGGCCAGCUCAAGCACCCCACAUGACGGCUCAGCCGCAAACCAGUAACGCACAACUCCCCAACGGUGCUGCCGCUACCCCGGAGCCUACCGGCUUCCAAAAAUUCAUCAAGGUCAUCUGCUGCGGCUAA